This is a messenger RNA of Stylonychia lemnae, 1293 nucleotides long. The record is from the annotation of a GenBank genome assembly. Lineage: Eukaryota; Ciliophora; Spirotrichea; Sporadotrichida; Oxytrichidae.
AUGUUUACUCAAUCAUAAAGUUAACCCAUACUUGGGCAUCUAAGACAUCCCUCUUUAUUAAUUAAUAACAACUAAGGGGUUGAUAUAAGAGAGGAUAGUGUUAAUUUACAAACAACUGACAAGAACUAAAUCAAGUAACUAAUUUAGCAAUAGUUAGGCAGUAACUAUUUUUUGAUUGAUCUAAACUAAAUAAAUAAUACUGAUAACAAUGUCUAAGAGCAUCAAGAAUACAAUAUAUUCAAAAAGGCUUAGGCAGUAAUUAAUCAAGAUAUAAAGAGAAACAAGAAAUUUAAGUACAUAGAUAACUAUAAAGAGGAUUUAUUCGUAAAGACAAUCAAUAAUCUUGUGAAAGAACUCAUUCUUGCAUUCAAUAACAAGAUUUAAGAGUUAGAACUCAAAAUUAAUUAGCUUGAAAACUAAUUUCAACCAAGUUUAGCCUAAUAAAUGCAAAAAUAAUCUUAAUCUUUAGCAUCAUUUGCGAGUACUGAAUAAGUCAGGUUCAGUGUCGAGGAAGAAGGUUCUCCCUAGGCAACUUUGAAAAAGGAAAUAAGACAAAGUCCUUAGUUUAGGAUACAUAAAAAUUUAAACUAGAAUAUGUCAAUAAAUACACUCCUAAGUCUGAGCUCAUUAAAUGAGGAAACACCGAUUGAUUUCUAAAAUUAAUUAUAAAGUAGGAAUUUCCAAACAAUAUUUGAAUAUAUGCCUUUUCAAGAUAAUUCUCCUUCUUCAAAGAUGACAGUAGAAGAAAAAGAACAAUACUUGAUUUAGAGAAAUAGAGAAGCAUUGAAAUCAUACCUGCAAAUGGUAGAAAGAUAAACUGUAGACAUUGAUGAAAGUAUGGAUGAGAAACUUAUCCCUAACUGCCAUCCUUUGAAAUAGCCAGUCUUGUAUGAUAUAAGUUCAGAUAGAGUUUUAACUAGCAGUGAUUAAGAACAAUUUAACACAAAGAUUUCAUUAUUAACCACAUGGGAUAAUAAUAUAAUUAAGCCACAAACUUAAGCAACAUAAUCAUAAGACAUGAGUCAAAGAAACUCAUAGAACUAUUAGCAAUUCCUAUCUUUCAAAUCAUAGUAAAACACUUAAGAUUUCUACACAAAGAGUAGAAAUGAGAUAACCUUAGAAAGGAGAAUAAGCGACAUAUCAAAUCAAGGAGAGAACUAAUGUCUAAAUAGUAGUGUUCUAGAUAGUUCAUAUGCCUACUCUGAGUUAUCUAGUUUGUGCUAAGAAACAACCUUAAUGGAAAUAUCAGAAUAGAUGCACAAAGUAAAGCACAAGCAAAAAUUGAUGAACUGA